CCUGGCUUUCGCACUCAUCCACAAUGGCGCUCUUCUUUCUCAAAAAGGCAUGGUUAUUUCCAGCCGAGUCCAGAGCCAUAUGUCUACUUAAGUCUCACUUAUCUUGCGUCCUAGCCUUCUCCGCGCUGGAGAAGUCGCUUACAGCCUUUGCCAGAGGGGAGUAGCACGCAGAACAAGCAAGAGAGGGAUAGAGAACAGCAGCCAUGAUGGAACUCACCGCUCGCUCAGGCUUUGAAUACUACUAUUACUAUCCCUCCCUCGCGGCAGCAGUGAUAUUCAUCAUCUGUUUUCUGCUCACCACACUCUUGCACACAUUCCAGCUCAUUCGGACCAAAACAUGGUUCUUCAUCCCAUUUCUUAUUGGGGGAUACUUUGAAUGGAUAGGCUACUGCGCCCGCGCCGUAUCAUCGAAUCAAUCCCCUAACUGGACUCUGGGUCCAUUCCUCGUCCAAUCUCUACUACCCCUCGUUGCACCGGCUCUAUUUGCUGCCAGUAUCUACAUGGAGCUGGGGAGGUUGAUUGUUGUGCUGCAUGCUGAGAAGCAUAGCCUCAUCCGGGUGAAGUGGCUAACCAAAAUCUUCGUCACUGGUGACGUAUUGUCAUUCCUUCUUCAAGCUGGAGGAGCCGGUCUUAUGGGUAGUCACUCUCAAAGUGGUGCCACGAACGGUUCACAUAUCAUUGUUGUCGGUCUCGUCGUUCAGAUCCUUUUCUUCGGUUUCUUUAUCAUAUCGACGGCCAUUUUCCACCAUCGCAUGGAGCAAAGUCCGACAUCAUAUUCUUUCAAUAUAAAUUGGAGGAAGCUUAUUUGGGUGCUGUACUCGGCCAGUGUGCUCAUUCUUGUGCGGUCCAUAUAUCGUCUUAUCGAGUAUAUUCAGGGGUUCGGAGGAUAUUUGCUUUCCCACGAAGCAUACCUCUAUGUUUUUGAUGCGCUCCUCAUGUUUGCAGUCAUGCUGCUAUUUCAUGUUGUCCACCCGAGCGAGCUCAAUGCUUGGUUGAAGUCAGGCGGCCUGGUCAGCAAAGGAUUUCGCUUUGAAAGGUUACAGGGUGGAAUGAGUGACCUCACGGAUAUAUGA
This is a messenger RNA of Aspergillus ibericus CBS 121593, 1073 nucleotides long. RefSeq names its product RTA1 domain-containing protein. Lineage: Eukaryota; Fungi; Ascomycota; Eurotiomycetes; Eurotiales; Aspergillaceae. Gene Ontology annotation, cellular component: membrane. The coding region runs from base 204 to 1073 and encodes 289 amino acids. The record is from RefSeq and is a predicted model, not a curated record. The transcript has 3 exons.